Messenger RNA from Colletotrichum navitas, 918 nucleotides. RefSeq lists its product as uncharacterized. Lineage: Eukaryota; Fungi; Ascomycota; Sordariomycetes; Glomerellales; Glomerellaceae. Bases 1 to 918 code for a protein of 305 amino acids. The transcript has a single exon. The record is from RefSeq and is a predicted model, not a curated record.
AUGAAUCACAGCCAACAACAUCCGUCGAUCGAGAUCGACGACGCGGCAUAUCCUUCCGACUCAAACUACUCCCCGGCCAACCACCCCUCCAGCUCCAUCAGCAAUGCCGCUUACCCGUCAAACUCGUCCUACCGGCCCUCGGACCCGACCACGUCUACCGACGACAAGCUCGCCAUGCCCAACGCCCGCUAUUCUCAGUCGUACGAUGCCGGCUCCGGCGCAAGCAGCAGAAGCAACAAUAACAACAACAUACAACUAGUCUACCCGUCAUAUCCCCCCAGCGCCGCCCAAUCGCCCCUGGGCUGGGCUCAUUCGCCAACUCACGACCCGUUGCUUGGCUCCUACUCGCCCGCGCGUAGUCCGGUAACCCCAUGGAGCCCGGACGGCAUGUCCGCCGCGAAUCCCAACCUGCCCCCGCCGCCGCCGUAUGAUGCCUCGAGGACGAGCACUGGCACGAACCCCCCCACGCCUCGAGACCCUGUGUCGCCCAACUCCUCGGAGCGCGCCCUGCUCGGAUCGCAGCAGUCUCGUCAGCAACGGAACGCGGCGCAUCCCCCAAGGCCUCAGAGCACCCACUUCGAAGCGCCACAACAGUCGCCUGCGCCAGCCGAGGCGCAUGUCGCGGGUGCGCCGCCGGAACAAGGGGAACGGGGCGGGCCGCGUACAUACUUGCAAUCUAUGACGGGCGGUAUGCCGGCCUACGGUAGCAACCCUGGACAGCUUGGUCCCGUGGCGCAAGCGAGACGGCGGCGAAAGGUGAAGCUCGGCAUUCUCGUUGGUGUUCUUUGCGCCGUUCUGUUGUUUCUGGUCGCCUUGGUGGUGGGUAUCUUACUCGGCGUCGUCAAGUUGAACAAGGACGACAAGUUCAGGCUACCUCCGCCACCUCCGCCACCUCCGCCGGGCUUUGGGGGCUCUUAA